CUCCUUUCCAGAUGCGCCGUUGCCUUCCUCCUCUUCCUCGCCAUGGUCGGCAUGCCGCUGACCAUGUUCGUCAUCCCGUCGUGCACCGGUCUACCAGUCUGGUGCUCAUUGUCAUGUUGAUGGGGCUGUGCAUGGGGUGCAUCGACUGCAUUUCCAACCUUGGGAUGAUCAACCUCUUCAAAAACAACGUCUCACCUUUUCUUCAGGCCAUGCACUUUUCUUAUGGUAUGGGAGCUUUCUUAAGUCCGAUGGUCGCUGAACCAUUCCUGCUAAAUGUCGACUGUUCGCCGUUCAUCGAUGGCUAUCUCGUACAGAAUCUGAAUUCAAGCCACAACAACAUGACCGUAGUAACUGUGCCGCCGUCUCCCGACCAGUUGCUUGUCCUACAAAGGGAGAGUAGACUCAAAAAUGCCUUCUACAUCAUCGGAGCCAUUCAAUUACCAGUAACCAUAUUAGUGGCGUUUGUGGUGUUUAAGAAAAGUCUGCAGAUGACAGGAAACUUCAUAGAGCGAGCAAGUGCCUACAUCAAAGAGUCUAGAUUACAAGAAACACCAAGAGAAGAUGGCGCAUCAUUUACUUCGAGGUGUUUCACUUGUGGAUCAAAUCAGACCAUUAUUCUGACACUUCUUGCUGCUGGGGCCAUGUUUUUAUUUGAUGGCUUACAGUCAUCUUACGGAGGAUAUGUGUAUUCGUAUUCCGUGAAAUCUGUGACAGGACUAAAACAAUCAGAAGGAGCCGUACUCAAUGCUUGUUUUUGGGGUACUUUUGCUCUUGGCCGUCUCAUUGCCAUUGUGUUGGCAUCGAGGUUCACCGCUGCUUUCAUGCUGCUUGUUAACAUUGUUGGUGCGUGUGUCACUAUAACACUAACGAUUAUACUGAGUGGCAACCACAUAGGCAUCUACCUUGGAUCAUGCUUUCUGGGACUCUUUCUAAGCAGUGCUUCCCCAACUGUUCUCUCGCUGACAGAACAAUUUGUCAACAUUAACUCUUCGAUCACAUCAACACUGGUGGUGUUUGCUGGUAUAGGAGAAACACUUUGUCCCGUCAUCAUUGGCAAUGUAAGUAUGACAUGGCCGGAGGGAGGUCUAGGGAGGUUAU
Messenger RNA from Octopus sinensis (East Asian common octopus), 1098 nucleotides. Its product is annotated as major facilitator superfamily domain-containing protein 4A. NCBI's taxonomy places the organism in Eukaryota, Metazoa, Mollusca, Cephalopoda, Octopoda, Octopodidae. The record is from RefSeq and is a predicted model, not a curated record. The annotation marks the transcript as partial. The transcript is spliced from 8 exons.